AUGACUGAUGCCCAAAUGCGCAAGGUUGCCAUCAUCCUGGGCGUGGUGUGUGCACUUACUACAGAGCUCUAUCGCAUAACUGCCAACGACCUGAUUUUCGGGGAGUCGGCCGAGUCAACCGUUCAGGCAAGGUACACCGAAGGAGCAGGCCUCUCCCUGUCAGUGGGCGGCACAACACGUGGCGAGGAUCAAGACCUGAUAAGGGAUGCCUUAUGGCAUAAGAGCUGCCACCCCGUGAACAUCUCCAUCAAGCACGAGCUAGCAUACUGUGAGAAUACACCAAAAAUGUUGGUUAAGGCGGGGGCUGGUCCUGUUGCGUCACGACUGCCUACGGUCAAGUCAGAGGAUCAAGACCUGAUAAGGGAUGCCUUAUGGCAUAAGAGCUGCCACCCCGUGAACAUCUCCAUCAAGCACGAGCUAGCAUACUGUGAGAAUACGCCAAAAAUGUUGGUUAAGGCGGGGGCUGGUCCUGCUGCGUCACGACUGCCUGCGGUCGAGUCAGAGGUGAGGGUUGCCAACAGCUACAAGACACUGCUGCAGACCGUGCGCCCGAUGUACGAGGCUUGUGGCGGCAAGACCGACCUUUCUGUCCUUGAGGAUGCUCUGGCUCUCAUCAAGUUGUACCCCUAUUCUGCUGACAACGUGCCUGCUGUCACCAAUGUCCCGAACCUGCGACCUUCGCGUUGUUAG
This is a messenger RNA of Nelumbo nucifera (sacred lotus), 690 nucleotides long. The record is from RefSeq and is a predicted model, not a curated record. NCBI's taxonomy places the organism in Eukaryota, Viridiplantae, Streptophyta, Magnoliopsida, Proteales, Nelumbonaceae.